Molecule: messenger RNA, 1313 nt
Organism: Thalassophryne amazonica
Lineage: Eukaryota; Metazoa; Chordata; Actinopteri; Batrachoidiformes; Batrachoididae
Gene: edn1
Product: endothelin 1
Exons: 5
Coding region: 71-670 (199 amino acids)
Biological process (GO): vein smooth muscle contraction; regulation of vasoconstriction; intracellular calcium ion homeostasis
Cellular component (GO): extracellular region
Molecular function (GO): hormone activity; endothelin B receptor binding; endothelin A receptor binding
Source: RefSeq, a predicted model, not a curated record
GACGCCUCUGCGCUCAUCUCUGAGGCCACCUUUUGCUUUGCUCGGGACCUUCUGUCGUCGCUCCUCCUCCAUGGUUAAUCAUGUACUCGAGCAGCAGUUUGUUUUAAGAGAGUCGAGAAAAAUGGAUUUACACGUUUGGUUCGCAGCGCUGUCACUCAUCUACUCCGGGAUCGCGUGCGCAGCACCUGCUGCACCGACACCCAGCACUCCGGGGCGCCACGUGCGGACCAAACGUUGCUCCUGCGCCACUUUCCUGGACAAGGAGUGCGUCUACUUCUGCCACCUCGAUAUUAUUUGGGUCAACACACCUGAGCGCGUGGUGUCCUACGGACUGGGGAGCGCUCCCAGGAUGAGACGCGCGCUCUCGGACUCCCGCAGCGCACCUCGCUGCCGGUGCCUCCACGAAAACGACAGCGCGUGCACAAAGUUCUGCCAGAUGGGAAACCACGUCAGGUAUGAGACAUCAGAGACGGUGGAGCGCGACGGGCGCGCGGAAACGUCGCGCAAACACAAACUGGCGGCCGACACGAGCUGGAUUAGAAGAGUGAAGAGCAGCAAGAAGAAAGGAGCGCCAGCUCUGGCAACAAGAACCCGUCUGCUGCUGAAGAAGUGGAGGGUGAGACAGCGACGCAGGACCAGAUCCUGGAAGAGCGACAGCUCUGCUUCCUAAAGGCGACACGUAACCUUGGACGGUCAGCGGGGGGGCGCUCUGUGAGAGGACUUUCUCCGGGUUGGCUGCAGUGACACGGGGCUGCUGGACUUGUCCGAAAAAUAAACCAGGGACAGCCGGAAGCUGAACUGUUGAGUAAUCCCCAAAAUCCACAGGCUUCAGUGAUCUGUGCAGAGGUCAGACCUCAUCAAUGCUCCUUUGAAGUAAAACUGAAACCCAACAAAAACUUGACCUUACUGGGAAAAUUAUGUUACAGAACAUAAGUCGUUGAAGUUUGAGAUUUCAAAAUCACAUUCCCCCCAAACACACACACAGAAUUACUGUAGCAGAACGUGACUUUCUACCUGAAGGAUUUACAGACAUUGUUUCCGUGAAACUGUUCACCACAUUUUACACAUCACCUGCCAGCAUCACUGCAGCUCCUGCACAAGCUCCUCUGAGACGUUUAAAUAUUUGUUCUAUAUACAUCAUAAUUUAAUUUGUCUUGAAUUAUUUUAUAUAAACUGUCACAGUUGUUGCUGAAUCUAUUUAUUUGUCUUUUACAGUCAUUUCAUGGCCAUAUUGGUCUGAAGGUCAUUUCUGUGAAAUGUGAUGCUGCCAAAUUGUGGCCAAAUGUUGAAUAAAUUUAUAUACAUUUAUUUAA